AUGACGGCCAUGGGGGCUCGGAUAAGAAGGCCUUUUGUUGGGAGUACAGCAGAAAGUCGGUGUGCUGUCGUCAGAGCGUGGGCCAAAGUGGAGCUGACUAUGCACGAGAGCGUUGAGGUGUACCUGGGUGACUCGGCCCAGAUCCCCUGCCAGUACAGCUUCACUGAAACCAACAAUGAGCCCAGCUUUGUCAUCAUCCAGUGGUUUGUGAGAAUUGUGGGUAACAGCUCACGGAUGAGGAUCUUCUACGGUGAUAACAGUCACGACAUGGUGGACAACAACACGAUCUACAGCGGACGCAUCAACGUGACUUCAAACGAGCGGGGAUCGCAACUCAUCAUCCCGGAUGUCCGGCUCUCUGACGAGCGGGAAUUCGUCUGCCAGGUUAACGGGCUGGCUGCCGGGAACGCUGAGGGCAAGACUCACCUCAGAGUGUUUGCUCCCCCAGAGCCUCCAGUGAUCGAGGGCGUCCUUAACGGGAUAUCGGUGACCAAUGAAAUGCCGUCUAAGGUGGCUUCAUGCGAGGCUCGAAACGGCUUCCCGAAACCCAACAUCACCUGGUACAGAAACAACAUACCGCUGACGACUUUACCAGGACAUGUGAACGUGUUGACCCUGGUGACUCGGGAGUCCACCGCCUACUACUCCGUCCAGAGCACGCUGGAUUACAAGGUGAUUAAGGAGGACAGAGAUGCUCAUUUCUCCUGUGAGGUCAGCUUCUUUGUCCCUGGAGCCAUCAGGACGGUCGAGUCCAACAGCAUCAACAUCACCGUUCACUAUCCCACCACCAUGGUCGAGCUGUGGAAGGAGUCGCCCCAGGGCUUGGUCAAAGAGGGGGAUAUGGUGGAGCUACGUUGCCAGGGCGAUGGCAACCCCCCGCCGCCCUUCAUUUUCAACCGAGAACAAGAGCCUGAUCUGGACUUGGAGAGCCGCGGCGAUGUUUUGAUCUUGACGCCCGUGUCACGGAAAGACAGCGGCAUCUACCAGUGUCGCCCUCUGGACACCGAUAGCUUCAACGAGGUCAAAGGGGAAAUGCAGCUCACUGUGCACUACUUGGACCCGGCUGUCGUCGUACCCAAAGAAUCAGAGGUGAUGCUCAGAGGAGAAGAUCUGACCGCCACCUGUAACGCUCUGUCCUCUCUGAAAACAUCCACCGUGUGGUACAAGAAUGGGAAGCAGGUGGGUAAGGGGAACACGCUGCACCUGCAGGACGCCACCUAUGACACAUCAGGAGAAUACACGUGUGAGGUGACCGUUCCCUCCCUCCCGACUCUGCACACCAGCGGCUCCGUUCACAUCAUCGUCCAAGGUGGUCCCCAGCUGCUGGGAGUGGAGCAGGACGUUCAGCUGGAGGAGGCUUCGGGCCGGAUGGUGAACCUGAGCUGUGAGGCUCAGGGACACCCAGCACCCAGGAUCUCCUGGAACGUCAUCGGCAGCCAGAACUGGCAGGAGGUGAUGAACAAGGCCAACGAGCACAUGACUCACAGCGUGGUCUCGGUCAAAGUCACCUCGGACAUCAGCGUUCAGUGUAACGCCUCCAAUGACAUGGGCAACGAAGUCAAAGCUUUCAGCAUCAAAGCCAUUCCCAUGGUCACCUCAACUGCUCCCUUCUCUCCCGCUGAAGGCAGCGGGGUGAUCAUCGUGGGAAUCAUACUGUGUCUGCUGCUGCUCGCCAUCCUCGGCAGCGUUCUCUACUUCCUGCAUAAGAAGGGAAAGAUUCCCUGCGGACGCUCAGGGAAGCAGGAGAUCACCAAAGAGAAGACCACCAAAGAUGACAUUGUCGUGGAGAUGAAGUCCAACACAAAGAAUGAGGAAGCCGUCCUGCUAAAGGCCGUCAACGGAGACAAAAAAGGCCCUAAUGACCAGUAAAAGCUCUGUGACGGACGAGCAGUGACGUGUUCGGCUGUCAGCGUGUGUGUCGGAGGUUUGGAGCAGCAAACAGAAAAACCUCCACCUAUCUAAAAAACCUGCAGGGUAACAACCACCU
Messenger RNA from Scomber scombrus (Atlantic mackerel), 1987 nucleotides. RefSeq names its product melanoma cell adhesion molecule a (gene mcama). Gene Ontology annotation, cellular component: plasma membrane. The coding region runs from base 1 to 1869 and encodes 622 amino acids. NCBI's taxonomy places the organism in Eukaryota, Metazoa, Chordata, Actinopteri, Scombriformes, Scombridae. The record is from RefSeq and is a predicted model, not a curated record. Gene Ontology annotation, biological process: angiogenesis. The transcript has 16 exons.